AUGUAUUUUCUCGUUCGGAAAAAUGUCUCGUUUGUUAUUUUCUACUUUAUUAACCAUUCUCCUUCAUUCUAUCUUCUAAUCAUUUACUUACGCUUCAUAUUUUCCUGUUUUUAUGUAGUUUCUGCCAUUUCAAUCAAUGGGUCCGCCAUUUUUUUUCUUCACAUAUUCCCGCCAUUUUUCAAGAUGUUUGUCUCUAUGGUUUUGACGUUUCUCUGUUCGCUACAUUCACCAUUCUUUCUUUACUUUUUUUUAUUCUGCUUUCUCUUAUUAUUGCUUACCUGUUUUCUUUUUCUCUCGUUCUUUUUUUCUCCUUUUAUUUCAUCAUUAUUCUUUAUUUUUGUUUUACACCUUUAUUUGAAAGAAGAUCCUCAAUUUCUUUUAACAUUUGUAUCUCUUUCUUUUCCAUCGUUUAUCGUCUUUUCCCGUUCUAUCUUACUUUUCCAUUUUUGUGUUCUCUUCUUACGCUACUUUUAUCCUUUCUGUUAUACACAUUUUUUACAAAUUCAUUCACCAUUCCUACUUUCAUUUUCGUUUCUUUUUUUACUCUCUUUUUCUUGUUUUCUCUUUCAUUCAUUAUUUUUUUUACUCUCUUUUUCUUGUUUUCUCUUUCAUUCAUUAUUUUUUUACUCUCUUUUUCUUGUUUUCUCUUUCAUUCAUUAUUUUUUUACUCUCUUUUUCUUGUUUUCUUUUCAUUCGUUUUUUUUUUACUCUUUUUUUUCUUGUUUUCUCUUUCAUUUUAUUUUUUUUUUUUUUUUCUUGUUUUUUUCUAUCAUUCAUUAUUUUUUUUUACUCUUUUUUUUUUGUUUUCUCUUUCAAUCAUUGUUUUUUUUUCUCUUUUUUUCUUUUUUCUCUUUCAUUUUAUUUUUCAUUCUUUUUUCUUGUUUUUCUUUUCAUUCAUUAUUUUUUUACUCUCUUUUUUCUUGUUUUCUCUUUCAUUCAUUAUUUUUUUUACUCUCUUUUUCUUGUUUUCUCUUUCAUUCAUUAUUUUUUUUACUCUCUUUUUCUUGUUUUCUCUUUCAUUCAUUAUUUUUUUACUCUCUUUUUUCUUGUUUUCUCUUUCAUUCAUUAUUUUUUUUACUCUCUUUUUUCUUGUUUUCUCUUUCAUUUAUUAUUUUUUUUACUCUCUUUUUUCUUGUUUUCUCUUUCAUUUAUUAUUUUUUUUACUCUCUUUUUUCUUGUUUUUCUCUAUCAUUCAUUAUUUUUUACUCUCUUUUUUCUUGUUUUCUCUUUCAUUCAUUGUUUUUUAUUCUCUUUUUUCUUGUUUUCUCUUUCAUUCAUUAUUUUUUCACUCUCUUUUUUCUUGUUUUUUUCAUUAUUUUUUUAUUCUCUUUUUUCUUGUUUUCUCUUUCAUUCAUUAUUUUUUUUACUCUCUUUUUUCUUGUUUUUCUCUAUCAUUCAUUAUUUUUUACUCUCUUUUUUCUUGUUUUCUCUUUCAAUCAUUGUUUUUUAUUCUCUUUUUUCUUGUUUUCUUUUCAUUCAUUAUUUUUUCAUUAUUUUUUUCUUGUUUUCUCUUUUUUAAUUAUUUUUUUUCUUGUUUUUCUCUUUCAUUCAUUAUUUUUUACUCUCUUUUUUUUUUUUUUUCUUUUCAUUCAUUAUUUUUUCCUCUCUUUUUCUUGUUUUCUCUUUCAUUCAUUAUUUUUUAUUCUCUUUUUUCUUGUUUUCUCUUUCAUUCAUUGUUUUUUUACUCUAUUUUUUUUAUUUUUCAAUCUUUUUUUUUGUUUUCUCUUUCAUUCAUUAUUUUUUUAUUCUCUUUUUUUCUUGUUUUCUCUUUCAUUCAUUGUUUUUUUUCUCUUUUUUUUCUUGUUUUCUCAUUUUCAUUUUUUUUAUCUUUUUCUUUUUCUCUUUCAUUCAUUAUUUUUUUACUCUUUUUUUUCUUUUUUCUUUUCAUUCAUUAUUUUUUUACUCUCUUUUUUUUUUUCUCUUUCAUUCAUUAUUUUUUUUACUCUCUUUUUCUUGUUUUUUUUCAUUCAUUAUUUUUUUAAUCUCUUUUUUUGUUUUUCUCUAUCAUUCAUUAUUUUUUAUUCUCUUUUUCUUGUUUUCUUUUUUUCAUUCAUUGUUUUUUAUUCUCUUUUUUUGUUUUUCUCAUUCAUUCAUUAUUUUUUUCACUCUCAUUUUCUUGUUUUUCUCUUUCAUUCAUUAUUUUUUACUCUUUUUUUCUUGUUUUCUCAUUCAUUCAUUAUUUUUUACUCUCUUUUUUCUUGUUUUCUCUUUCAUUCAUUAUUUUUUCACUCUCUUUUUUCUUGUUUUCUCUUUCAUUCAUUAUUUUUUAUUCUCUUUUUUCUUGUUUUCUCUUUCAUUCAUUGUUUUUUACUCUCUUUUUUCUUGUUUUCUCUUUCAUUCAUUAUUUUUUACUCUUUUUUCUUGUUUUCUCUUUCAUUCAUUAUUUUUUACUCUCUUUUUUCUUGUUUUCUCUUUCAUUCAUUAUUUUUUCACUCUCUUUUUUCUUGUUUUCUCUUUCAUUCAUUAUUUUUUAUUCUCUUUUUUCUUGUUUUCUCUUUCGACAUUGUUUUUUUUUACUCUCUUUUUUCUUGUUUUCCUUUCAUUCAUUAUUUUUUCUCUCUUUUUUCUUGUUUUCUCUUUCAUUCAUUAUUUUUUAUUCUCUUUUUUCUUGUUUUCUCUUUCAUUCAUUGUUUUUUAUUCUCUUUUUUCUUGUUUUCUCAUUCAUUCAUUAUUUUUUACUCUCUUUUUUCUUGCUUUCUCUUUCAUUCAUUAUUUUUUUACUCUCUUUUUUCUUGUUUUCUAUUUCAUUCAUUAUUUUUUUUACUCUCUUUUUUCUUGUUUUCUCUUUCAUUCAUUAUUUUUUUUACUCUCUUUUUUCUUGUUUUCUCUUUCAUUCAUUAUUUUUUUACUCUCUUUUUCUUGUUUUUCUCUUUCAUUCAUUAUUUUUUUCCUUCAUUUUCUUUUGUUUUCUCUUUCAUUCAUUAUUUUUUUAAUGUUUUUUUCUUGUUUUCUAUCAUUCAUUCAAUUCUUGUUUUCUCUUUCAUUCAUUGUUUUUUUAUUCUCUUUUUUUCUUGA
Molecule: messenger RNA, 3015 nt
Organism: Acanthosepion pharaonis
Lineage: Eukaryota; Metazoa; Mollusca; Cephalopoda; Sepiida; Sepiidae
Source: the annotation of a GenBank genome assembly